ACAGGAUAUUUCGACUGUUGUACGUGAGAAACCACACAACCCCACCAGAUCCCCCGCUUCCUUAUUAUCGUCGCACGUGCUAUUGUGCUGCUUAACGAUCUACGAAACCCUCUUGCUCGUGAUGGUUUUAAGAAAUGAGUAGCAUCAAAAAGAAAUAUUUCUCUACGUUAAAAUAUCCUCUGUAAAAUGCUAUCUUGUUUUGCUGUCUGAAAGGUCAGAAGUCAAAUUUAAGCUACGCUGUAGCUGCCUUUCAGCGUGCGCGUGGUUUAAUGUGUUUCCAUGGUAACUGAGUUUAAUCAAAAUAGCAAAAUUAUUAACAGUUGAAGAAUCACAAUAUAUUAAUAUAAAGUCUUCUUUAAACUGCGUUUUUUAUAAUAUUUCUAUAUCUAUGUUUGUUUGUUUGUGAUAUGGCAAGCAUUGUUAAAUAAGAAACAGAUUUUUUGGCCUAUUUGUAUGGUAAUUUACGAAACAGUAUGAAAUAGUAUAUGAUGUAGUUAUCACAUGACACAUUGUGGUUUUAUAUAGAGCAGAGAACGUGUUUAAUGUGAAGCUCGCCUAGAUCAAAGGACGGACACUGCGUGUCACUCUCGUGAGCGCGUGUGCGCGUCUGUCAGAGGGCGCGCGCGCUCUCGCCUGAUAUGAAAGCGGCAAGCGCAUCUGGAUUUUACACAGAUCGAGGCUGCCACUCUUCACCUCCACCCCACACGUUUAAAGGAGUAAAUAUGUGCAUGUUGUACUUGGUCAAGGUGUGAAGAGCAUUUUGAAUGGUUUGAUUUGUAACCGGCUGGAGAUGAGCGUGCAUUUUAUGAAGUUUUGCGUUUAGAAAUGCAACAGAGCUGGGUGCCUGCGGAGUAGCCUGACCUACAACUCAGGGUAAGAAGUCCCAGUGAAAGUCUACAGUACCUCCUCCACGUAUUUCAGCAGCUGUUUCCUCUAAGAGUUUCAAUGGACGCCCUGGGUGAGCUGGACCUGAGGGACCCCUCGGUGAAACGGUAAAUCAAGAAUAAAGCGGUGGUAUCUUUGCUGACCCCGCAGACCCUUUGAGUGGUUUAACAGCUGGUACCAAGACCCGUCCACCUGCCUUCUCCGCAGUUGGUUAGAGAAAGCUGUUCCUCACACCUAUUACAAGAGCUAUCGAGUGGCAAAGCAAAGUCUCACCAAGCAAUUAUUGGGUGCACAACUAUGCGUGUCCCUGAGGAUGUCCAUUCACACUGGUUGAUGGCACCAUGUCUUCUCUCAUCUAUAUUAUUCUCGAGCUGCUGAUUGCGGUUUUGGCCAUCGCAGGAAAUGUUUUAGUGUGUUGGGCCGUCUGGCUCAACAGCAACCUGCAGAGCAUCACCAACUUCUUUGUGGUAUCGUUGGCCGUGGCGGACAUCGCGGUGGGACUCCUGGCUAUUCCGUUCGCCGUCAUCAUCAGCACGGGCUUCUGCAGUCAUUUCCACGGAUGUCUCUUCAUCGCCUGCUUUGUACUGGUGCUCACCCAGAGCUCCAUUUUCAGUUUGCUGGCCAUUGCCGUGGAUCGGUACAUCGCCAUCAAAAUCUCAUUGAGGUACAACAGCCUCGUCACAAGCCAAAGAGCUAAAGGCAUCAUUGCGGUAUGUUGGAUACUUUCAGUGGUUAUCGGUUUGACUCCCAUGCUGGGCUGGAACAAAAACGUAACCAAAAACGCCAACAGCUCCUGUCCUCAAGGUAUGACAGAGUGCCUGUUUGAGAAGGUGGUCACCAUGGAUUACAUGGUUUACUUUAACUUUUUCGCCUGCGUCCUUAUGCCGCUGCUAGUCAUGCUGGCCAUCUACAUACGGAUCUUCAUGGCGGCCCGUCGCCAGCUGAGACAGAUGGAGCAGAAGCUGGUGCCUGUACAUGGCCACACCCACGGGGAGGGGUCUUCUUCCCGCUCCACGCUGCAGAGGGAAGUCCACGCGGCCAAGUCUUUGGCUAUCAUAGUGGGUCUCUUCGCUGUUUGUUGGCUCCCAUUGCAUAUCAUUAACUGUUUCACACUGUUUUGCCCACAGUGCAAGCGCCCGCAAGACUGGGUCAUGUAUCUGGCCAUCCUGCUUUCACAUGCCAAUUCCGUAGUAAACCCGUUUAUAUAUGCCUACCGAAUACGUGAUUUCAGGCACACUUUCCGAAGAAUCAUCCGGCAGCAUUUUCUAGGGAAUGAAAAUCGACUGUCUGGUGGAAAUAGUAAAGUUGGCGUAGUUGCUCCUAAGACUGGAGUGAGCGUGAUUGAGACGAGUACAACGUCCAAUGGAUAUGUUUUGGAGAGCAGUCCCAUUCACAGCGUGAUUUCCUGCAAUGACUUUGGAAUUACAAAGGAAAUGCCCUUGAACAUCAGACAGUUGAGGUCACAAACAGAAUUCCAAGAUUUAGGUUACACUUUAAAUGGACAUCACUCAGUGGAACAUUCCUUUGCUGCCAAUUCAAAUCCAGGUUUCUCAUUAAAGACUGGGAAUGAAAAACCCUCUGUCAGAGAACAUGUAGAAAAAAUUUUGACUGUAAAAGACUGCAAUGCUGUAGCUAAUGUACAUAUCAGCUGUCUGUUUCCCACAAAGACAAGAAACUCAUCCGAUCUCGCAGAAGUAUCAUGACACAAACUUCAUUCAUUCCGGAAACAAGUUACCCUUGAUUCCUUUUACAUGUUAUUGCAUACAGAGGCUUGAAAAAGUAGUUUGUGAUGUUUUUAAAAAUGUCAGUAAGGUUUACUUCAUAUGCGAGACUACCUU
Molecule: messenger RNA, 2723 nt
Organism: Misgurnus anguillicaudatus (oriental weatherfish)
Lineage: Eukaryota; Metazoa; Chordata; Actinopteri; Cypriniformes; Cobitidae
Gene: adora2ab
Product: adenosine A2a receptor b
Biological process (GO): adenylate cyclase-activating G protein-coupled receptor signaling pathway; G protein-coupled adenosine receptor signaling pathway
Cellular component (GO): plasma membrane
Molecular function (GO): G protein-coupled adenosine receptor activity
Source: RefSeq, a predicted model, not a curated record